GUUAAUUUCAUACAUAAACCAAGAAAUAAUUCGUUUGGAACAGAUAUUACCGCGGGGGUUCUUAAUCUGCAAAAAGGAGUGUUUAAUGUGGUGUGCCAAAUAGCAAUGACCGCUUUGUGUCUGGUCAUAAAGGAGGAAGAAUCGGUGUAGAAAGGUCGACUACCGGGGAAGAAAUCCAAAUGCUUUUUUCUUUUAGUAUAAUCUGAGGAAUACCUACGAAAUGUCUACAAGUGCCGGUUCGAGCAGCACUGGUAACGGUGGCGGUGGAAGUGGUGGCAGCAGCAGCAAUAGUGAUGGAAACAACAGUGCUGGUGGGCGUCGUAAUGGGAAUGGCAGCGGAGCAGCUACUGGGUCCGAAACCACGGUGCCGAAGCCUGAAACAAAGGAAUCAAAAUCCAACCCAAAAAUAUCGAAAGCCCUAGGAACUUCGGCUAAGCGAAUCCAAAAAGAGCUGGCAGAAAUUACCCUUGACCCUCCACCAAAUUGCAGCGCUGGACCAAAGGGUGAUAACCUUUACGAAUGGGUUUCAACUAUUCUCGGUCCUCCCGGUUCCGUGUAUGAAGGGGGUGUAUUCUUUUUGGAUAUACAUUUUUCACCCGAAUAUCCGUUCAAACCACCGAAGGUAACCUUCCGGACCAGGAUAUAUCAUUGCAACAUUAACAGUCAAGGAGUGAUCUGUUUGGAUAUAUUGAAAGACAAUUGGUCACCUGCAUUGACUAUAUCGAAAGUUUUACUAUCCAUUUGCUCCCUCCUAACAGACUGUAAUCCAGCUGAUCCACUUGUGGGAAGUAUUGCAACUCAAUAUUUGCAAAACAGAGAAGAGCACGACAGAAUCGCUCGCUUGUGGACAAAGCGAUACGCUACGUGAUUUCAUUUCGGAUUUGUGUGUAGGUUUUAUGCGCAAUUGAUACUAAUUUAUGAAUCUAUCCGUAACGACAAAAUCAACUCUACAAUGUACUUCGCAAAGCAAACACACACAUAAUAGGCUGACUCAUUAAUCAACAAUAAAAAUUGACGGUGCAUUGGCGGUUUGCAGUGCAAUGAGAUUAUUGGCUGCGUUCGGUAAGAAAUGAAUGAUGUUCUCAAACUCCCCCAACGCUAUCACUGCUGAAUUUUGAUGAUUCCACGACGUCGUCACAACGCAUCAGUGGAAUUAAAUAAGAUCGUGCAAAUACAUUUAACUUACAACCCGGUUUGGCAAGCAUCCUAUAAAUUCAAAAGUAUUUUCAACAAAAUUACAUUCAUUUCAACCACUUCUUUUAACAACUUAGUUUUUGCAUUAUUGAACAAGUUUUCAGCAAAUUAGUUUUCUAUCAGCUUUGGACAAAAUUCAGCAUGAGUGAAAUUACAGCUCUUCUGCAUUCAAUCAAAAUGAACCGAAAUUGAACAUCAUGACUUAAAAUGCUAAAUUUUAUUUGCGAAAGUAGUAAAACAAGAUUAAAAGAACACCGGUCAAUAGCUACGAUUCCUAAUUAAAGUAAGUAAAGCUGCUGAUAACUAGCAAAUAAUUAACGAAAGGAUCCUCCCCCUCCCUUCCCCCCCCCCUCACCCUCUAUGUCAGUACAGAGAAAUAAAAAAUGCUCAUGAGGAAUGAAUACAAAAACAUAGAUUCCGUUUUGUUCUUUCCAUGAGUAUAGGGACAUCUCAAACAUAUUCUACGCAAUAAAGUAUAAUCAGUACAGGUGUUUGCCAUCAUAAAAUCAAUUUAUACUUAUGAGUUUUGUAUGAGUAUUCUUCAGUGGAAGAGACCAGCUUUCUGAAACUAUUUCAUUCGUUUAUAUUAAGAUAGUCGUUAGGGAUACCAUAGAAUGAAGUAAACUAAACGCAGACGCAGUUUAGAACCUACCUUUAAAUAAGAGAGCAAACAUGCUUCCGAAAAUAAGCAUAAGGCAGGGAACCCCAAUAUAAUCCUAGCAAUGAUUUAGUACGUUAUGACUGAGAUGAAGUAGCGGACUCGAUCUCAUUAGAAGAUCAAUUAAAGAAUUCUAAAUAUAUUCUUUCUGGUAUGUCGAUAA
Anopheles arabiensis is the source of this 2015-nucleotide messenger RNA. RefSeq names its product ubiquitin-conjugating enzyme E2-24 kDa (gene Ubc2). Gene Ontology annotation, cellular component: nucleus. Gene Ontology annotation, biological process: protein polyubiquitination. The transcript has 5 exons. The record is from RefSeq and is a predicted model, not a curated record. The coding region runs from base 221 to 868 and encodes 215 amino acids. Lineage: Eukaryota; Metazoa; Arthropoda; Insecta; Diptera; Culicidae. Gene Ontology annotation, molecular function: ubiquitin conjugating enzyme activity.